Melanotaenia boesemani (Boeseman's rainbowfish) is the source of this 5887-nucleotide messenger RNA. RefSeq names its product dispatched homolog 1 (Drosophila) (gene disp1). Gene Ontology annotation, cellular component: membrane. The record is from RefSeq and is a predicted model, not a curated record. The transcript has 13 exons. Lineage: Eukaryota; Metazoa; Chordata; Actinopteri; Atheriniformes; Melanotaeniidae. The coding region runs from base 431 to 5185 and encodes 1584 amino acids.
CUCAGCGCGCAGCCGCCCACCCAGCCAGCAUGGUUUGAUGCUUAAACUUCAGCAGAACAUCGGGAAUACUUUUUAUCAUCACCAUUUCGCGCUCAGUCUUUGCUGAGCUUUCAUACCGAGUGCCUGCCAAUAUACCUUUGGAAGCAGAUUGUUUCAUUGCCAUCAGAGACAAGAAAUAAAAACAGAAAGCUUCUUCUGAGAAUUUACAAUUUAUCCAUUUUUGUAAAGGCUUGGAUCAUCGGAUUGCAUGAAUAGAUGCAGAGCGUGGUUCGUAGUCAUCCUGCAGAAACAAGCCACCUAUUUUUUAGGGAGAUGAGCAUUGCUUAAGAGGAACCUAAUGCUGGACUGAGGGCAGACUGGACACCAUAGUGACGCAUUAUCUACUCUUCAGGAGUGACCGUGCCCGUUCUAGGCCCGUGGGGAGCGCACCAUGGCCCUGACCGACGCAAGUGGUGACCCUCUGGCCCACAGCAAUAAAGGCAACCACCCUCUCAGUGCCAAUGGGAAUGCAGCUCCAAGCGCCAGCAGCGUUCAGGAUCCUCUCACAGCUGCUUCUAGUGGUGAAUGCCUCACAGCUGAGGGCGAUGAUGGAACCGCCGUUGUAGACAAAGCCUCAAAACUGCAGCAGAGAUCACACCAGAGAGCUGGCAGGCAGAGUCAAAACGGUGGUGUGGUCAAACAGAACGGUUCCCUGAAGAAUCUUCCCCCAUCGCCAGCUUCCUCUCCAUCCCCUGUCACAGAUUCACAGAGACCGGCCCGACAUCACUUUUCCUCCACCCUGUCUCCACCACCUUCCUCUCCUCCUCUCCAGCCCCAACCACUCUGCUGCCAACACUGCCACUUCCACUCCACCCUGUGCUGCCCCUGUGGACAGCAGGAGUGUCCACUCUUCCAGAGUCCAGGUCCAGGGCCCGGCUCCAGUCCACACCCAGGGACCGCUCCGUCCUGCCCAUGCUGCCUCUCUGCCUGCACAUACUCACAUCAGCAACCUCUCUCUCUUCAUCAUCAGCGCUGGCAAGAUCACCUCCAGGGCCAGACGCAUGCGUCAGGAAUCAGCCCUGCACGGCCUUUUCGAUUCCCCAAAAGCUAUGCUGAGCUGAUAGCUGAUUGGCCAGUGGUUGUGCUCGGCGUCUGCACAGUGCUCAUUGUUAUUUGUGCCCUGGUGGGCAUCCUGGUGCCUGACCUGCCUGAUUUCUCUGAUCCACUGCUGGGUUUUGAGCCACGGGGAACUGCCAUUGGCCAGCGACUGGUCACAUGGAACAAUAUGGUGAAGAAUACAGGCUACAAAGCCACGCUGGCCAACUACCCCUUCAAAUAUGCCGACGAACAAGCCAAAAAUCAUCAAGAGCCCAGAUGGCCGGAGGAUCACUUUGACAGAGAAAAACGGCAGGCGGAGUGGGACUUCAGUAAAGAAUUCUUCUGUGAUGUACCUGGUGACAGAUACUCUCGGCUGGUGUUUGCGUCAGCCGAAGGGAAGAAUAUGUGGAAUAUUCACAUCAUCAAAUCAAUGUGCAUUCAGGACAACGUGAGAGUGCGCUCUCACCGUGACUACUGGAGUCUUUGUCAGCGCACCAACGCUGACUCCUGUUGCCCAAGCUGGACACUUGGUAACUACAUCGCCGUCCUCAACAACCGGUCAUCCUGUCAGAAAAUCACAGAACGCGAUGUGUCCCACACACUGAAGACCCUCCGCUUAUGUGCCAAGUUUUACCACAACGGCACGCUGGGACCCGACUGCUGGGACAUGGCCCUGCGUCGAAAAGACCAGCUGAAGUGCGCCAGUGUGCCCCGGAAGUGCACCAAGUACAACGCCAUCUACCAGAUCCUUCACUUCCUGGUAGACAAAGACUUCCUCAGCCCCAAGAGCCUGGAGCACUCACAUCCUGUGCUCAAGUACAGCAUGCUCUUCUCCCCCACAGAGAAAGGAGAGUCUAUGAUGAACAUUUACCUGGACAAUUUUGAGAACUGGAACUCAUCAGAUGGCAUCACCACGGUGACAGGCAUCGAGUUUGGCAUCAAACACGACCUCUUUCAGGACUACCUCCUCACGGACACGGUGUACCCCGCCAUAGCCAUAGUGAUUGUCCUGCUGGUCAUGUGUGUCUACACACGGUCAGUGUUCAUCACUCUUAUGACCAUAAUUGCGAUCAUCAGUUCACUGAUUGUGUCCUACUUUCUUUAUCGAAUGGUUUUCAACUUUGAGUUCUUCCCCUUCAUGAACCUGACGGCCCUCAUCAUCCUCGUUGGCAUCGGGGCAGAUGACGCCUUUGUGCUUUGUGAUGUGUGGAACUACACUAAGUUUGAUAAACCGCACGCUGAGUUGGCAGAGACGGUCAGUGUGACCCUACAGCAUGCUGCUCUCUCCAUGUUCGUCACCAGCUUCACCACGGCCGCAGCUUUUUAUGCCAACUACGUCAGCAACAUCACCGCCAUACGCUGCUUCGGGGUCUACGCUGGCACUGCCAUUUUGGUCAAUUAUAUCCUCAUGGUGACGUGGCUGCCUGCCGUGGUGGUGCUACAUGAACGCUACCUGCCCAGCGUGUUCUCCUGUUCCAAGCCUCCGCACCAGCAAAGACGUUUCUGCUCUCAAGUGUUCUGGGCCGGUCUUUGCCAGAAGGCCAACAAAUGCCUGUUCAAAGUCUCCGAGGCGUCACGGAUCUUCUUCGAGAAGGUCCUGCCCUGUAUCAUUAUCAAGCUUCGCUACCUCUGGCUCCUCUGGUUCCUUGCCAUCACAGUUGGGGGGGCAUACGUGGUUUGUGUGAACCCAAAGAUGAAGCUCCCAUCCCUGGAGCUGGCAGAGUUCCAGGUGUUUCGAUCCUCUCACCCUUUUGAGCGCUACGAUGCAGAGUACAAAAAACUGUUCAUGUUCGAGAGAGUUCAUCACGGUGAGGACCUUCACAUGCCAAUCACAAUUGUUUGGGGGAUUAUUCCUGUAGAUAAUGGGGAUCCCCUCAACCCCAAAAAUAAGGGAAAGCUGAUGUUGGAUAGCAGCUUUAACAUAGCCAGUCCAGCAGCUCAACUGUGGAUCCUCAACUUCUGCCAGAAGCUGAGAAACCAGAGCUUCGUCUUUCAGUCUGAUGAGCAGGACUUCACCAGCUGCUUCAUCGAGACAUUCAAACAGUGGAUGGAGAACCAGGACUGUGAAGAGGCCUCUGUCUACCCCUGCUGCAGUCAGUCCACUUUUCCAUAUAAGCAGGAUGUAUUUGAGUUGUGCAUCAAGAGAGCCAUAAUGGAGCUGGAUCGGAGUACGAGCUACCAUCUGGACAGCAAGACCCCAGGACCUCGAUUUGACAUCAAUGACACCAUUAGAUCCAUAGUUUUAGAGUUUCAGAGUACUUACCUCUUCACUCUGGCCUAUGAGAAGAUGUACCAGUUCUACCGUGAGGUGGAUGCCUGGAUCACGGAGGAGCUGCGCUACGCCCCAGCAGGCCUUAGUCAUGGCUGGUUUGUCAGCAACCUGGAGUUCUACGACCUCCAGGACAGCCUGUCAGGUGGCACUCUGGUUGCCAUGGCGUUGUCUGUGGCGGUUGCUUUCAGCGUCAUGCUGCUAACCACCUGGAAUGUCAUCAUCAGUCUGUACGCCAUCCUGUCCAUCGCGGGGACCAUAUUUGUCACCGUUGGCUCGCUGGUGCUUCUGGGCUGGGAGCUGAAUGUCUUGGAGUCUGUCACCAUCUCUGUUGCAGUUGGACUGUCGGUGGACUUUGCCGUCCACUAUGGCGUGGCAUACAGACUAGCUCCAGAGCCCGACCGUGAGGGGAAGGUGAUUUUUUCCCUCAGUCGGAUGGGCUCUGCAAUCGCUAUGGCAGCACUGACCACCUUUGUUGCCGGGGCGAUGAUGAUGCCCUCGACUGUGUUAGCCUACACUCAGCUGGGUACGUUCAUGAUGCUGAUCAUGUGCAUCAGUUGGGCCUUCGCCACUUUCUUCUUCCAAUGCAUGUGCCGCUGCCUGGGCCCCCAGGGCACCUGUGGUCAGAUACCACUGCCCAAAAAGCUGCAGUGUCAGGUCUUCACCAAAGCCACAACCACAACCCCUCCUCCUCAAGGGAAGAGCUCUGGGAAAUACCAGCUGGAUACCCGGGCUGGGGAGGUGGAGCACUAUGAGUUGGAGCCACUGGCAUCCAGUCAGAAAACAGAAGAUAAACCACGAGAAGAAGACGAGUUGUGCACUCAGCUGUAUAACGGCAUCCCUCCUCACCACCUCACUGCUACAUUUUCACACAUCCACUAUAAGAGCUCUGAAACUGGCAGAACUGGCCCAGAAAAUGGACUUGUAGCCAUGCUCAAUGCCCCAUCCAGGUGUCAGUACUCUCAAAACACAAACUGUACAUGUGGGGAUCCUCCUCCUCCUCCUCACCUGCUUCAGCAGUGGACUCCACACUCCUGUGCUCAGCCUCCCCAUGAUUCUCUUUCCUGUCCUCCCACUCCACAGCUUUUCCCCCUUUCAGGAAACACCCCAAACAAACAAAACAAAGCUUUAGUACCUACAAACCUGGACCCUGUCUACACACACAUGGGGUGCCGUGUGCACUAUGUUCACUGCCCCCUUACUCAUUUCCAUCACUGCUCCCAGGGAAGAGUAGUGACCCCGAGGCAAGGACCUGCUCAUACCUGCCACCUCAGGAAGUACUGUGUCCACUCAGCCAGGGAACAGAGAUCCACAACCUCAAACCAGGACACAAGCUCAGCUCCAGGACCAGUCACUGGCUCUGAGACUGAGGGAGGAGAAGACUUUCAUAGACAUGAAAUGAGCCCCUCAAGUCCAGAUCGUAGCCAAAAUAUAAUCAGCGAGGCCUCAGCGCUUCCCCACACUCUGUGUCCCCCUUCCCCACCUCACACAACCUGUCAUGACAGACAGAAGAUGAAGGACAGAGACAUCUGCUGUGGAGAAAAUCCUGCAGCUGCCACAAUCACAGACACAGUGACACAUAGUGACGCUAGCAAAAUCCCUGGCAACCAGGAGGAGCGCAACAGUGUUCUCGUCACGCGGGAGGAAAGUCUCAAAAAGUGCAAGCAGAACUCAAAAAGAGAGCGGGCGUCCUCCGCCUCCCCAAAGAAACUCUACUGUUUUAACAGGACGUUGAAAGUGAAGUGCAAUUCAGCUUCAGAGUUUAAUGUGCCAAAAAAUGAAGCCAGCGUGCCUCCUAUUCUAGUAAACACUCAUCCCUCAUCUGAAACUGUAUGCUGACCAGAAAUCCAUCUUUUAAUGAAACAAUCCAGAAGAAAUAGCAAAUAUAAAAAAGACAAAAAACGUGACAUGUUCAACAUCUCUGUGCAUUCAUACAAAGGGGGGGUUUGUUGUUGACCAAGUGCCUGUAUGUUUUCUGCUUUGUUCUCACCAGUUCUUCACAUACCAGAUUAUGUUGGUUUUUACAGUUUAAGAUUUCUCAACUAGGGAUGGGAACUGAGAACUAGUUCCAAAUUUUCCAAAGCAUGAGAGCUCCUUUAUUCCUCCACUGAUGUCGACAGCUGCUGGCAAAUGAUUUCAAAUCAACAUCUUCUUUUUCUAAUGUGAAAAACAAAAUCUGAUCCACCUGAUUUUGCUCCUUCAGCAGCAGUUUUGUGCUUUUAGAGCAUUUAUAGGAAGCUGUAAGGAAAUUUCUAAGAUUCUCUCUGGAGCAUCAUUGUGCUUGUAAAUCUGGCCAAAAUGACGCACAGACAUAUUUUACUUAUCUGAAUGGUGUAUUGGAGUGGUUGCAAUGUAACGUUGUUGUUUUAUUACAGCUGAAUUACAGCUGACUUGUAGCUUUCAGGACUUUUUGGCCAUGUGACAAAAAACAGAGAAAUGUGUCGGUAAAAACAGCUUUUUUUAAUACAGUGAGCACAGGGAAAAGGAGAAGAGCAAACCUGUUAAAUAUGAGUGAACCCACAGAUUACAGCUUACAACAGU